AUGAGCCGGAGCGGCGGAGCCGGGCGGCCCGCGGCCGCACUCACCGGCCCGGGACGCUUCCGCAUGGCCCGCGAGGAACCGGCGCCAGCGGCGGUGGCGGCGGCCGGGCAGCCCGGGGGCGGCCGGGGCGGCGAGCGCGAGCGGGCGCUGCAGGGGCCGGGGGGCGCCCGCAGGGGGCGGCCGUCGCUGAGCCGCGCUAAACUGCACGGGCUGCGGCACAUGUGCGCGGGGCGCGCGGCGCCCGGGGGCUCCUUCCAGCGGCGGGCGCUCUGGGUGCUGGCCUUCUGCACGUCCCUCGGCUUGCUGCUGUCCUGGUCCUCGAACCGCCUGCUCUACUGGCUCAGCUUCCCGUCGCACACGCGUGUGCACCGCGAGUGGAGCCGCCAGCUGCCCUUCCCCGCCGUCACCGUGUGCAACAACAACCCGCUGCGCUUCCCGCGCCUCUCCAAGGGGGACCUCUACUACGCCGGCCACUGGCUCGGGCUGCUGCUGCCCAACCGCACGGCGCGCCCGCUGGUCAGCGAACUGCUGCAGGGGGACGAGCCGCGCCGCCAGUGGUUCCGCAAGCUGGCCGACUUCCGCCUCUUCCUGCCUCCCCGCCACUUCGAGGGCAUCAGCGCCGCCUUCAUGGACCGCCUGGGCCACCAGCUCGAGGACAUGCUGCUCUCCUGCAAGUACCGCGGCGAGCUCUGCGGCCCGCACAACUUCUCCUCCGUGUUUACAAAAUAUGGGAAGUGUUACAUGUUUAACUCAGGCGAGGACGGCAAGCCUCUGCUCACCACGGUCAAGGGGGGGACAGGCAAUGGGCUGGAGAUCAUGCUGGACAUUCAGCAGGAUGAGUACCUGCCCAUCUGGGGCGAGACAGAGGAAACGACGUUUGAAGCAGGCGUGAAGGUUCAGAUCCACAGUCAGUCUGAGCCGCCUUUCAUCCAAGAGCUGGGCUUUGGGGUGGCACCAGGGUUCCAGACUUUCGUGGCCACACAGGAGCAGAGGCUCACAUACCUGCCCCCGCCGUGGGGCGAGUGCCGGUCCUCCGAGAUGGGGCUCGACUUCUUUCCCGUUUACAGCAUCACCGCCUGUAGGAUCGACUGUGAGACCCGCUACAUCGUGGAGAACUGUAACUGCCGCAUGGUCCACAUGCCAGGGGAUGCCCCUUUCUGUACCCCUGAGCAGCACAAGGAGUGUGCAGAGCCUGCCCUAGGUCUGCUGGCAGAAAAGGACAGUAAUUACUGUCUCUGCAGGACCCCCUGCAACCUGACCCGCUACAACAAAGAGCUCUCCAUGGUGAAGAUCCCCAGCAAGACAUCAGCCAAGUACCUCGAGAAGAAAUUUAACAAAUCAGAAAAAUAUAUCUCAGAAAACAUCCUCGUUCUGGAUAUAUUUUUUGAAGCUCUCAAUUAUGAGACCAUCGAACAGAAGAAGGCAUAUGAAGUCGCUGCCUUACUUGGUGAUAUUGGUGGUCAGAUGGGAUUGUUCAUUGGUGCUAGUAUCCUUACAAUACUAGAGCUCUUUGAUUAUAUUUAUGAGCUGAUCAAAGAGAAGCUAUUAGACCUGCUUGGCAAAGAAGAGGAGGAAGGGAGCCAUGAUGAGAACGUGAGCACUUGUGACACGAUGCCAAACCACUCCGAAACCAUCAGCCACACUGUGAACGUGCCCCUGCAGACGGCCCUGGGGACCCUGGAGGAGAUUGCCUGCUGACGGCCCUCGGACCCCCCGGCACCACCAUCCCCCACCCCCAAACAGACCUGGCCCAGGACCAGGACAGGGGACCGCAGGCUCAGGUGGGAUGGCCCCUGCCCACCGACGGAGAGAAGCAAGAGCCCCCUAUGCACACAUAGCAAACUCUGCUGAAACCUCGCUCCGGCCUCGUCUGGCACGACGCGUCCUCGGGCCCCGCCGCUGCGCGUCUGCGUCCGACCCUCUUAGGAGACGUGAGUCCCGCCCUGAAACUGUCCGAGAACCGACCCGCCAUCACAUCUCACUGCCAGAUGUACAAAGCACUGCAUGCUCCGACCCCUCACGGCGCCGCGUCCGCGUCUUUCUCCGUCCGCGACCCUCGCUGUGCGGUUUCCAGCAGCCCUGCGGGGGGACCGGGUUCCAGCCCCGCAGUGCACCUCCACGAGGCCGCGCUGGAAUCACACUUGCACACUCCAGAGGGAGCCCGCAGAGCCCUGGACGCCGUCCGGUCCUCCUGUCGUCUGUGAAGGUUCUUAAC
Molecule: messenger RNA, 2215 nt
Organism: Dama dama (fallow deer)
Lineage: Eukaryota; Metazoa; Chordata; Mammalia; Artiodactyla; Cervidae
Gene: ASIC2
Product: acid sensing ion channel subunit 2
Exons: 10
Coding region: 1-1698 (565 amino acids)
Biological process (GO): sodium ion transmembrane transport
Cellular component (GO): membrane
Molecular function (GO): ligand-gated sodium channel activity
Source: RefSeq, a predicted model, not a curated record